GCCCGGCCGUGCCAGACGGUGGACGCCGUGCCCGCGGCUGCAACCGGACCCGGGGCUCUGCAGCGCAGGAAAGCGGCCCUCCCGAGAGUGGCGGCCGCGGAGACUCGGAGCCCCAAACCCCCGGUCCCGGGCCGCCCGGCUCCCCGCGCGCCAGGGCCGGCGGAGAGGGCAGGGCCGAGUGGCACGAGGCUGGGGGCCCGCGGCCGCGGCCGCGGGCCGCCGGGCGGGAGGCUGGGGGGCCGGGGCCGGGGCCGCGCCUCGGAGCGAGUCGGAGGCCGAGGCAGGGGCCGAGGGGCGGCGGCUCCCCGCGCGGCGCCAGGGGCUCGGGGACCCCGACAGGGCCCCGGUGGGGCCAUGGCCGCCGGGAGCAUCACCACGAUGCCCUCCCUGCCGGACGACGGCGGCAGCGGCGCCUUCCCGCCCGGCCACUUCAAGGACCCCAAGCGGCUGUACUGCAAAAACGGGGGCUUCUUCCUGCGCAUCCAACCCGACGGCCGCGUGGACGGGGUCCGGGAGAAGAGCGACCCACACAUCAAACUACAACUCCAAGCAGAAGAGAGAGGGGUCGUGUCUAUCAAAGGAGUGUGUGCCAACCGCUAUCUCGCUAUGAAGGAGGACGGCCGGUUACAGGCUUCUAAAUGUGUUACGGAUGAGUGUUUCUUUUUUGAACGGUUGGAAUCCAAUAACUACAACACUUACCGGUCAAGGAAGUACUCCAGUUGGUAUGUGGCACUGAAGCGGAACGGGCAGUAUAAACUUGGACCCAAAACAGGACCUGGCCAGAAAGCCAUACUUUUUCUUCCCAUGUCUGCUAAGAGCUGAUCUUAAGGGCACCAUCUGAUCUCGUUUCACAUGAAGGAAGAGGUAUAUUUUAGAAAUUUGUUAACGAGAAGAAAAGAAAAUGUGUGCAGCUAUCUGCUCAGUUUGGAUAAAUGGUCAGAUAACCUUUGAUCUGAUAGUAAAGUAUUUAACCAUUGCCUUAGUAAAGAAAACAACAAGAAUUCCUGGAAAAUGUAUAAAUUUCCACCUUUUAUAUAGCAUUUGCCUUUAUCCAGUGACGCUUACUUAGAGCUACAAUCUUUCCAUACAUUCACUCCAUUCGAAAAGAGGCUUUAAAAAUGUGUGCACUUGCAAAUUUUCUUCAUGGAAAUCAUACACAUUAGAAAAUUAAAGUCAGAGAUUUAGUUAACCCAAAAUGUGCACCAUUCUUAGAAUAUGGCACACAUUAAUCUACAUAUACAAUUUACUAAAAAUUUUUACACAUGUAAAUAUGACUUAGUCCACUCCCGUCAUCAUUUUGUAACUGUCUGGCAGUUCCCUGUGAUAGAGUUUGUAGAACAAGCCGGUGUAAACAGCUGGGAGCUGGUCCAUGGUCAGGUCAAUCUUCUCGAAGCCUUCCCUGUGCCCGUACAGCAGCAGCCGCGCGGCCCUGCUGGUGACGGGCGUGGCGUUGGCGGCCUUGGCCAGCUCGGUGAGGUCCAUCCACUCGCACCGCAGGCACUCGUGCGGGCACAGCUCGAUGGUGAAGGAGCGUGGCUUCAGGCGGCAGAUGAUGUACAUGUCCGACUUCCCGAAAGCCCCGGGGUGGCUGUGCUGCUGCCGAAUGCUCAGGAGGGACCUGAAUUCUGAUCGUAUACCAGUUUCUUCAAAAACUUCUCGAACUGCUGUGUCUCCUGCGUGAAGAAAAGAUGUACAAAUCAAUAAGAAUCAUAUUUUCAGAAGGUAAUCGUCAAGGAUUUUCAGUUAGAGAACUUUAUCUAAAGGUUCAGAAGCAAAACUUUAAGAAAGUGAAGUUUUCAAUAAAAACUCUGACACCCUGAAAUACCAAAGUAUUUUCUUACCACUGUACACCUAAGAAGCUUUUAAAAUAGUGAAUAUUUCUUUGGCUGCUACUGGGGGGGCCUAUCCACCUGAUGUUUUUGGGGUCACAUAUUUUUAACUUCUUCCUGCUCUAUUUCUCAAAAGGUGAAAACAUAGGUUGCAAAGCUGCGGUUACUGUUCCUACAUGUUUCUUCGUCGUUACCUGUUCCUGACCAUCCACCCAUACUGCCUGAAUUUAUAAAUGUUGGUGUGGAGAGAAAGUGAUCCCCUCCUUAUGAACAUGUAGGGCUGCAGAGUGUAGAGACUGCGAAGGGACUCGGACCUCUCCUGGUGAUCUGGGGCAGGUGUGGAGGACAGUCAGGCCUCCAAAUCUCAGGAGGAUGCCUUUGCAAUCUUUUUGUUGUUCUCCACUAAUUAUCUAGUCCGGAGAAUCACAAUUGGGAUUUGGGGCAGCUCCUUUGUUUCCUGAGAUUCCAAAGAAUUUAGAUUCAUUCCUCCAACACCCAGAUGCUGCAGUCACUCAUCAGAGGUUUUUAAAAACUUGGAAUACACAGAACUUUGUAAUACAACAAGGUUUCCACAUUUUAGAAGGGUGACUUUCUGAUAACACACAAACUUAUGGGGCAGGAUUUUCACUGCCAUUAACAUAUGCUGGUGGCUGCUUUUUCUAACUAUCCAGAUGAUCCCCCAAUGGCUUCUUCUAAUUCUGUGAUGCUGCCAUUACCUCCCAAAGAGGCACAAGAAGCCCUGAAAAUAGCUGCCUUCCUCAUCCAGUUUGCUGGGAAUUAUCAUAGUUGCAUAGCUUUUUGUUCAAAUGCCCUUUAGUACCUGCCUUUUCUUGUUUGCCAAGCAGUAAAUUAUAUUUGCCUUGUUAGUAGUCUUGCUGGUCUUACUGGUGAAGAACAGGCAAGGAAGAAGAGGGCAAGGAGACUGUCUCCAAGUCCAUGUGCUCUGCCAUGGACUGUCUUCCCAAUUCCCUGGGUAGCCCUGGACGCUCCCUAAGAAAUGGCUCUGGAAGUGUGUGCAGGAGGAGCAAGGUGCUCUGAAAUGUAAGCCAUCUGUCUGCCAUUUUUUAAUUACAUGCAUACUCCCCUUAUAAUUGAAAUUUGCCACAGGUUGCACAGGGCUAGAAAUUAUAUUUUUAAAUUAAAAAUGUAUAAGAAUUUAUGCUAAGAAGGGAAAAAUUUCCUUACUAAGAAAAAUAAUUUUCAGUCUGGUAUAGAAUCCAUAUUUGUUAUUAAAUCUAUUAAAGACUGUGGCACUAGUCUUAGCUUUUACAUGUCAUUGGCUGGUAUCACUUAACUAUUGGUUAAGUGUUCUUUAAACACUUUGAAAGCUAAACAUGGGGGUCCUGUCUAGUUCUCAGUAUCACUAGUCAAGAUUUGGGCCUUCAGUUCCCAUCUAGCCUGUUUCCGUGUCACGGAUCACAGAUGGGGACAGUUGGGGAGUCAGCCCUGUUCAGCAGUCAUCAGUGCGGUGGACCCCAAAACAGAGUGCCUGGGUAGUCUGAUCAGUUUAACUUGAAUCAGCAGAGCAGUGUCUAGACGAAAACUGAAUGGGCAAGUAGGUGCUUCUGUGUCCAGGGUAUGAGAGCCCUUUUGCCCCCAGAUGGAAAUCUCUUCUCCAGAUAUCUUGCCAUGAAUCUGAAUUUUUAUUUGGAUAAAGUGCUUUUCUCUGUUGGGCCUUUGUUAUUCUAAAGUACUGUAAGCUAAACUGAAAUACCAUUUCCUGUGCUACAAGUUUGAAGAACAUAGGAAAAACCAAGAGGGUUAUGUUUUUACCGUAUUUUUGCUGAUUGAGAGAUAUGUUUAAAUACGUCAUAGCAUUUUGUUUAGAUGUAGAACAAUAGUGAGAUGGAGUUUAUAUUUGUUAUUUCUAUUUUGUGAUAUUUAAUGAAGGAUUAGAUGGAAAUAAAAUAAAAUCAUAGAAAAAUUGUGCAGAAUGUGGGCUUUCCUAGUGUUUCACUCUGACUCUGGGGCACAGAUGAACCCAGACCAGCGACUGGUGCAGUCCUCAGGCUAUGCAGGGGGUUGUCCCUGGCAGGGAUAACGGGGUUUUUUAGGAAGGCAAUGCCUCUAUUUUUAACCUUUGUACUCCUAGGGUAGUAUAUUAAAGCCUGAGGAUUGCAUUCCAUUUUGUAUGUGCUCCUUUUGAUUCUUUUUAGACACUACAGACAAUAGUGCUUCAUUUACCUAGUAACACAGAAUGAAGGAUUGCAAACAGAUGUGUUUCCCAGUUAACCAGUGUUUACUACUUAUGAGCCAGUAUGAAUGCUUGCACAUUGGUGAUGGCAGUAUUCCUAAAAUAGAUUAUGUUCCUAAAUAUAGGGUUUAAAGAAAAUAAAUAAUUCUUGCAUGAUUUGGCUUCAUCAUUAAAAAUAUCUAUUAUUGUAUUGUAUUGUAUUGUAUUGUAUUACAGAACAGAAAUGCCUUUGGAUAGACAUAGUCGUUCAGGACUCUACUGUCAGUUACCAUUUCCAGCUGCUUUCAGGGUUUUAUCAAUCUAAGGCAAAGCUUUAAUUUAUACUAGAAAGUAUGGUGAAUGACAACUGCUGCUUUUUCCUUCAUUCCACACGGUUGAGGUGUAUCUAUGAUCUCUGGGUAGGUGGAUUGUUGUGUCAACCACAAAUAAAUAAAAAGUAGUAAAUUCUUAACUACUUGGACUUGAAGGGUUCUGGAGUACACUUAAACCUAACUAUUUGUCUUGGAAAUGUGUUUCUUCAUGUAUAUUUAAAUAUAAGUCUAUCUGAAAUUCUGAAGAUCCAUAAAAAUGAACUCCAGUUCAUUGGCGAGGAAGCUACACAAACCUCCUGCAGACGGCUUCCUGCCCGGUAUGGGUUGGGUGAGGAUGUAACAUAAGCUUAACUAAUUCACAUGCUCUUAUACAUCACAUAAGGAAAGUGGAAGAUAAUUAGGUGUUCGAGGAUAAAUGGCUUUACCUCCCAGUACUCACACCACUACCAAAUUCCCUUUUAUUUCCACAGAAGACCCACCAGAAUCUGGGUCAAUAAGUAUCUAAAAUCCAGAAUUUGCUAUGAAUUUAUUUGAAUGUAGUAAAUGUACUUACUAGUUGUUAAGAGUUGGCUGUAUACUAUAUAUAGAGCAUUUUAAUCUGUGUAACAUUUUUAGAAAUUAAGUUUCAGGAAUAUAUACAUUUUUAUAUAAAAUAUCCAAGGAUAAUUUAGGAAAUUGUGUUCACAUAAAUGUUGGCUAAAGAGAACAGGGACACGCAAUCUUGAGGGGAAAGUUGUGGAGAAAUAGUACUGGUAUCCAAAUGAGUUAUCUAUUGAUUUAUUAUGACAGGGGCCGUAUUUGACCAGCGGGGUAAGGAGGAAUAGGUAGGAAAACUCAGUUUCUAUUCGUUCAUUUAUGUCCUAUAAAAUCAGUGACACUGAGAAUUCUUAGCUUUUUUCAAAUUCCCCUGUCUUCCAUAUUAAGCUCAGGAACUUGUUUUAAGGAGAUAUGUCUCUCAUGAGAGAUCUUCUCAUAUGAGAUAUUUUACUAUGCUUUGGCUUCUGACUAGUCACAAUAAUUAGUAGAUAAAUUUUUCAAAAAUAGAAGAAUUACAUCACCAUGGCUCUAUAACUGACUUUAUAAUACUUGUUUCAAAGUUCAUGUAAAAGUUACUAUUCAUCCUUGUGUGAUGACAGAGUCAAGAAUUUGUGUUUUCUCAUAGUUUAAUUCCAAAAAUUUUAGUCAUAUCCCAAAUAGCCCUCAAUGCUAAACUUUACUGAUGCAUAUCCAUAGCUUCUCACUUUCAAACAAAUCACUCUAGAAGCAGCCCUAAAGGGAAAAACAGGUGUAUCCUCAUGAUGGCAUUUUUUAGACUAAUGGAGUAUGCAUGUUUUGCUGCUAAUUUUAUAUCAGCCCUGAAGUAACCGCUCUAAAAUUUUCUUAGUCUAAACCAGUUAGAAAAUUUAAAAUCUUAUUCUUAACUAUACAGCAAAAAAAGUAAAACAUGAAUUUCCUUAACAUUUUCAGGCCAAUUGAAAAUAUGUAAGAUACACACCGAUAUCUUCUCCAGGCUCCGAAAGGCCUCCUGGGAACUUCCACAUGUUUUUCAACUGCAGUGUAAAGUCAGAAAAUAACAUCAACACAGCUUUUAUUCACUAACACACAUAUAUGGUGACCCACAAUAUUUACCCAUAUUGGUCAAGGUGGUUGAGAGUUUAUUUUUUGGUAAUUGCAUGUAAAUUUUUUCCAGUUUCCUUCCUCAUUACUCUUUUCCUUCUUUUUGGGGGGAACUGGUAACUUAUGAAUUAUUUUCCCACUGUUUUCUUUGGGAAAUAGAAGUGGUUUUGUUUGGUUAAUGUGAUAAAUUCUGUAUGAAUAAAACAGUGAAGGGAAACAUCUACUGAAUUAGUAUAAUUUUAAAAAAUUUGCUGCUAGUUAACUAUUAACAAAUAGAGGAAUCUUACAGAUGCUGCUAUAAAUAAGUAGAAAAUACAGUAAAAAUGUAAUCACUGAAGUACACUACUUUAAUUUCACAUUUAUUUUCUGUAUUGUGUGUCCAAUCAGAUAUAUUAACCUUAUGAUUUUUCUUGCCCUGUGUGUUAAUGAUUUCAUGGGUAGUGUGAAUAAAACUGAUUAAGUUUGUG
Myotis myotis is the source of this 6418-nucleotide messenger RNA. RefSeq names its product fibroblast growth factor 2 (gene FGF2). The transcript is spliced from 3 exons. Gene Ontology annotation, cellular component: cytoplasm. NCBI's taxonomy places the organism in Eukaryota, Metazoa, Chordata, Mammalia, Chiroptera, Vespertilionidae. The record is from RefSeq and is a predicted model, not a curated record. Bases 355 to 822 code for a protein of 155 amino acids. Gene Ontology annotation, molecular function: growth factor activity; fibroblast growth factor receptor binding. Gene Ontology annotation, biological process: animal organ morphogenesis; regulation of cell migration; positive regulation of cell population proliferation.